Molecule: messenger RNA, 2904 nt
Organism: Drosophila nasuta
Lineage: Eukaryota; Metazoa; Arthropoda; Insecta; Diptera; Drosophilidae
Gene: Vha26
Product: V-type proton ATPase subunit Vha26
Exons: 5
Coding region: 176-856 (226 amino acids)
Biological process (GO): proton transmembrane transport
Cellular component (GO): proton-transporting two-sector ATPase complex, catalytic domain
Molecular function (GO): proton-transporting ATPase activity, rotational mechanism
Source: RefSeq, a predicted model, not a curated record
UCAAUUUAUGGUCACACUAAUCACGAGGUAAAAAUCAUAUGAUCGAUUUGUGGUAGUGAAAAUUUUAGACGACGGGCAGAAGGCACUCACACUGCAAGCACGAUAGCACGUGAAUUCCUUCGGAACUAUUGAAUUUCCCUUUUGAUUUUGUGCAAGUGAGAAAAAAGCAGUCAAAAUGGCUUUGAGCGAUGCUGAUGUUCAAAAACAGAUCAAACAUAUGAUGGCAUUCAUUGAGCAGGAGGCCAAUGAAAAAGCUGAAGAGAUUGAUGCCAAAGCUGAAGAAGAGUUCAAUAUUGAGAAGGGACGUCUCGUCCAGCAGCAGCGUCUCAAGAUCAUGGAGUACUAUGAGAAGAAGGAGAAACAGGUCGAGCUGCAGAAGAAAAUCCAAUCCUCAAAUAUGCUCAAUCAGGCUCGCUUGAAGGUGCUUAAAGUGCGUGAAGAUCAUGUGAGCAGUGUGCUGGAUGAUGCACGCAAACGUCUCGGUGAAGUCACCAAGAAUGAGGCCGAAUACAAAGAAGUUCUGAGCAAACUGAUUGUCCAAGGCCUGUAUCAGGUGAUGGAACCCAAAGUAACUCUUCGCUGCCGUCAAGUCGAUGUACCUCUCGUUAAGGCUGUCCUUCAGUCAUCCAUUGAGCAGUACAAAGCCAAUAUGAAUCAGGAUGUCGAUCUCUUCGUGGACGAGAGAGAAUACCUGGCUGCGGAUACUUGCGGAGGUGUCGAAUUGUUAGCAUUGAAUGGACGCAUCAAGGUGCCAAAUACCCUGGAGUCCAGAUUAGAAUUGAUUUCACAGCAGCUUGUGCCAGAAAUCCGUAACGCUCUGUUCGGUCGUAACGUUAAUCGCAAAUUCACCGAUUAAAUUUGUCUUUAAGUGCAAAAUCAACCAGAAAACAAUAACGCAAAUACCACAAAUACAUUAAACAAAAGAAGUAAAAAGUUCAAGUUUACCAUCAACAAUAAGAACACCCACUAAAUGGAUGAACGAGACGAUCCCCAUUGAACUCUUGAACUUUAUUUAAACAAAAUUGUGUCUAUUAAUUAUAAUUAUUAUUGCCGUUGUCUUUUUAUAGUGAAACUGAGAAACAAAAACACACAUGAACCUUUGGUUGGAUAUGUAAGCUACAAAUAUGAGUUAAUAACGCAUAUGAACUUACAUACUCGCCAAAAAUGAAAAUACUUACAAUAUAUUUUAGAAAAUAUUUCAACAGAUAAAUCAAGUUCGAAGUGCAUUCAAAUCCGUAAAAAAGAGUUUGUUAAAGUUUGUUUUUAUGAACUAACCGGCGUUUAACAAUAUUAAGCUAAUCAUAAUAACAUUCCUCAAAACAUUUUUGCGAUCCGUACAUUAUUUUUUUUUUUAGUUAUGUCGAUGCGAAUGCGUCUUUGCAAUAUAUUUCUGUAAUAUUAUAAUCUUUUGUUUUUGCCACCCCUUUUCUCUGUAUCUGUAAUUUUUGUUGUAUAUUUUUUUAUUUUUUCGAUUACUGUUUAAUUGUUGUUAUCCUUCUCUUUAGACAUGUUAUUCAAAUAUAUUUAAACACAAAUUAAAUGAAACUGCAAUGUGCGAUGCAGCGGUGAGGCACGUGUGCCACUUGCAACGUACACCAGACGCACUCUCAGCAUUAUUACCGACGACCCACCGAAAUUAAAUGCCUUCAAUUUCGCUGGCUCGUCGGUAAUGUGCGGCUGCGCACUUGCAACUGGCACAUUGUAUUAUCAAAAUGAAACAUCCAUAUAAAGUCUGUUGUUGAUCGAGCAAUGUAAAGUACACACAGUUACCAAAAACGAAUUGCACGCGAAAACAGUUAACGAAGUAUUGCCAAGUGGCCAAGUAGCUAAAUUUGUUCACAUAUAAAUUACAUAUUAUAAAUGCCCUGAUGUUUUACCUGCUUCCAAUUCCAAAUCAUAUAAACCAUAAAUAAAAUAUAUAUAAAUAUAUACAUAUGAUUAAAUGAUGAAAAAAAAAAACUAUAUGAAAAUGGAAAUUAGUCAUAACAAUUUAUGUACAUAGCUGCCGCUGAUGUCGCACAUCUGCAGGAAUAAUUAAAACGCACGUUCAUAUCUGGCUCUUAAAAAACAAACACAUUAUUGUAUUUAAAUGUUUGCGUGUUCACGAAAAAAGUAACUACAAAUUUAGCAUAACAACAAAUACAAUAAAGAAAACCAAUAGCAUAUGCAUUAUUACAUAAAUAUAUAUAUAUAUAUACAUAUAUAUAACAUCGAGUAAAAUGAAUUAUAAAUGCAACAAAAUUACUUUUAAACUUAAACAAAAUUUAUGUUGAAUAAAAACAGUAUUUCCAAAAACAAAACCACAAGAAAACAACUUAUUUAGCCCGUAAUCCAGGUGGUGCUAUGUGCAAACCAAAUUCGUUGUACCUCACAUGGUAAUCUGAAAUUUACACGAUAUGCUUUUUUUAUUAACUACUGCUGGCUGAGAAAAGUAUUAAAUAACCUUGUGUCAAUUGCUUCAUUUCGAAUACGCGCUACCAAACCUAACGAAUACUGAAGAACUCCAUUAAAUUUAAUCUAAAGUUCUCCAGUUGCACAGAUACGGCAGAUAUAAGCAACAAAAUAUUUUCUAAAACCACUACGGUUGAGGCGGAUAUAAACGAAAAUUUUUAAGGACAAUAAUAAAAAAAAUUGUUCCAUUCGCAAGUAAAAUCUAUUAAAUAAAAAUAAAACAACUUUUCCUUGUUUUACAUUUGUUUAUUUUAAUUGUAUAUAUUUAUGUAUAUCUUGUUUUCCAUGCAAUUUUCUUUGUUAAUCAUUUCCAUUCCGAUAAAGAAGUUCGGUAUCCUCCCAUAUAUAUGUUUUGUCAUUUGGUGAAUGACAUUGCGCCGAUUUUGUCUUUGUUUGAAAGUAUUCAAGUGUUUAUAUAAAUCGUUUGUCGAUGCAUUUACUAUUUCCUGACCA